CUUGCUAAUACCCGAACGUCAAUGAACAGCGACCAACGACAAUUCGACUCACCGAUGACAAAUCUCUACUUACUGCUAAACGUAUCGAUAGGUUAGAUCGAGUCCCAUCAACACGUUACUCGAGUGUCUGUUCGCAAAGCCCUAAAACCGGCCGCAACGCAGCUUAUGCUCGUCCUCGCUUUUCCAAGCGGGACUGAAAGAAAAUGUCCCUUUUACGAGUAACGUGAGUAUUUCGAACGUACGCACGCUCGCACGGGACAACCGUCUCGCGAGCGAGCGAGCGAGCAAAACAAAACGAAACGACAGCACUCGCGACAGCAGCGCCCUAAUCCGCCAUUUUGUUAUGUUGCAGGCCGCCCGAGUCAAGGAGCGUCUCGGAUGAACCAGCCGGUUGGAGUCACGCGUGCCGUACGAGGCGAGAUUUCACGGCGACUUCUCCGCGGUAUUUGCGCGAGGCUUCGGCCACGGUCGAGACACCGUCUCGUCGUUCUCGCGUGGAUUUCUUUAUUCGUCCGCUGACCGGGCCGCCCGGUUGACUAACGUGGUGCGGCAUUUCCUGAUUUCUCGUGUAUUUCCAACGUCGCCGCGAGACGUCUUCUCGUUUGACAGAUUGUCGGUGUGUGUAUGCGUCCGUUCCACGUGAAUUCUUUGUUGGGCGCCGGUCAUGUUUUCGACAAGUAUCGGAAUCGCGAGGUAGUAGCCGCAUAUCUGUUGCAUGGGUGGCCCCCCAUCUGUAAUGGCCGGGAAAGAUGGAAAGCUGGAGCCAAAAGAUGGGGAUGUCAUUCGGCAAGGAUUCAUGAUAAAACGGUCCCAAAACAAGAAACGCUUUACUCCAGUCAAUUACAAGCAACGAUGGUUUGUGCUGACCAAACGCUACCUUGUUUACUACGAUGGAGAUGGUGAGCGCCGUAAGGAACGCGGACGAAUCGCCGUGGAGAGCGUCCACGUGGUGGAAACGGCGAGCCUCGGGAAUAACAGCACCGCUGGCGGAGGCGGCAUCGGCGAGGUGGCGGGCGGCGACGCGGGCGGCGGAGGCGGCGGGGUACCAUCCGGGCUGCCCUUCCAGGUGGGAUACCGGGAAGCUGGCCAGGAGUACACGCUCUACCUCCUCGCCGCGCGCGAGCAGGAUCGCGCCGAAUGGAUACGCGCUAUACGCGCGGUGUGCAGUGAGAACCCGGGCUUGAGCGGGCGUUAUCACGCGGGCCUGUGGAGCGGCAAGCGCUGGUCCUGCUGUCGAUUAUCGACACGUUCCGCCGAGGGCUGCGAUACCUGCAGUUCCUGGUCCUCGAAGCCGUCGGCGAACGCCACGAAUCCGUCCUCAACGUCCUCCACUUCGGCGACAUCGACGUCCGUGCUCGGCAGUACCAACAACACGACGACCACCGUCACGUCCGACCGCUCGCAGCCGAUGAACGCCGAGGCGAACAACAAUCCGAUAGUCCAGACACGUUCAACGAUCGGUUCGUAA
Messenger RNA from Dinoponera quadriceps, 1468 nucleotides. It is a transcript of the gene Btk29A, whose product is annotated as tyrosine-protein kinase Btk29A-like. Gene Ontology annotation, biological process: intracellular signal transduction. Bases 716 to 1468 code for a protein of 250 amino acids. Lineage: Eukaryota; Metazoa; Arthropoda; Insecta; Hymenoptera; Formicidae. The record is from RefSeq and is a predicted model, not a curated record. The transcript is spliced from 4 exons.